AUGGAAGGGCAUCCUGUGCUUUUGGGUCCUGAAGGCACCCUAGGUAUCGUCGCGCUUGGGGGUACCGGGUGUAUCCACCAAGAUUCCAGUUCUCAGGACCAAGUUCUUAAGGCACCCCUGAAACAUAAUACCCAAAGCUGCAGCCAAGAGAUAAUCGAAUCUAUCAGAAGCAGAGAAGAGUUCUCAGAGUUAUGCAUCAAUCGUGAGAAGCUUGUCUACCAGUUCCUCCCAAAAGAUCCUAAUAUCUUAAACUGCCUUGUUGUCACCGAAAGAGGGAUUCAGUUCCCCUAUCUACGGAAUGGGGACGUGCGAAGUUACCUCCAAGAGCAUUCGCAAUCAUUAGAUGCCAAAACACGAGGUCGAUGGAUCAAAAAUGCCGUUGACGCUAUUUCUACUAUACAUGGAUAUGGUGUCAUUCCCUCCGAUAUUUUUGCACGUAACUUUCUCGUGGCUGAUGACUUUUCGAUUCAACUUUGCGAUUUUGCUGGAUCAAGGAUUAAUAAUCUCGAGUCCUUGGUGGAAGAGGAAAGUCGAUACCGUUCACCUUCGUCGCCUUCGUCACCUUCGCCGCCUCGAACUAUCCAGACUGACCUGUUUGCGCUGGGUUCCUUUAUCUACGAAGUCUCUACUGGUGCACACCCUUUUUCCGAGAUUGAGGAUAACGAUGAAAUUGAGAGACGUUAUGCCGCGCAAGAUUUUCCAAGUCUUAAUGGCCUUGAAUAUCACGAUGUCAUUUCCAAAUGCUGGAGGUCGCAAUACUCUUCCGCUGAUGUGUUGAGAGACAAUAUUCGCCGUAUUAAGUCUUCGGCUUUUGAGCCAGCACGACUGACUCCCCCAUUCUUUUUUUCUACUAGGGCAAUAAUUGGCAUCGGUUAUACUGUUGUAUGGAUGUGUGGGGGGCGAAAGAGAUAA
Penicillium concentricum is the source of this 912-nucleotide messenger RNA. RefSeq lists its product as uncharacterized. The transcript has a single exon. The coding region runs from base 1 to 912 and encodes 303 amino acids. The record is from RefSeq and is a predicted model, not a curated record. Gene Ontology annotation, biological process: protein phosphorylation. Gene Ontology annotation, molecular function: protein kinase activity; ATP binding. NCBI's taxonomy places the organism in Eukaryota, Fungi, Ascomycota, Eurotiomycetes, Eurotiales, Aspergillaceae.